AUGUUCCAUCAUUUAUCUCGAUGGAUAUCAUUUUAUGGUAUUUUUCUUGUACUAUUCGGCUAUUGUUUAAAGAUAUAUUACACAUUUCCAGUUUAUCAUAUUCCAAAGGUAUCAAUUAAAAACUUUUCUCGGAAAUUUGAUCAAAGGAUAAAACCAAUUAUAACAGGUCAUAUCUCUGACUCGCAUAUAUCUACAAAUCAUCCAAAAACAAUUAUAAGAUUAAACAAAAGCUUAAAUUUAUUCGAAAGAAUUAUAAAACCUUUAAUUGUAAUACUUAGUGGUGACUUAGCAGAUAACUAUUCACACGGUAAGCCACCAUGUUACUCAUUUCCACAUGAAAAAUAUUGGAAAUUAUACAAUGAGACUGUUCAUCAUUCAAAAAUCAAUCCGAAUAGAUUAUUUGAGAUAUACGGGAACCAUGAUCUGUUUGGCAUAGUUAAUUGGGAUAUUGAGAAAGUAUAUGCAUCACUAUACACAAGAACUAACAAUUCAAAUUUUCAUGCUUUUACAAUUACAAAGGACAAUGUACGAAUAAUAGGAUUUAUGCCAGUAGACUUUCCAUCUGGGCAUGGUCCACAGCAAUUUAUUGCAUCAAUGAAAAAAGAAUAUUUAGAUGAUCUUGAAAAUAAGCUCAAAAAACCUACAAAUGCCACUUACACUAUUGUAGUUACUCAUUAUACUCAUGAAUUGAUCUAUCCAAUCAGUGCAAAAUCUUCAUCUGGUUUAGAUUUCGAAAAUUUACUCAGUAAAUACAAUAUAUUUUGUUUAAUGAAUGGACAUACGCAUCCACAAAACAUAGAAGCAGUGCAUUAUGGUAAUUUCAUGGAGCUUACAGCCAUGAGUUUGAAAAGAAAUGAUACAUUCGCACUUUUGUCGAUUGAUAAUGAUAGGCUUAACUAUGAAAGCUUCAAUUUGAACGCAGACAUUUCGGAUGAUUUCGAGAACUACUCCAUAAUCACUUCUCCCACACCUCAAGAAUUGAAUGCCUAUAAUUUCAACGAUAUGCAAUUUCCGAUAAGGAUUGUUUCUUUCAGCUCUGACAAGAACAAGAAUUUCACUGUAAAAGGAGAUUUUAGCAGCCGUCUGAUGUUCCAAGAAUAUUUAGAAGAGAAUGUAAGUCUUUAUUCAUUGAUGGCAACAUUUGAACCAGGAAUAAGAAAAAUAGAAAUUGUUGGGGAUUUGAAUAAAUCUAUGACAUUUGCUGUUAAUUGCAAUUCAGGACCAUUUGUUGAGAAGCACACAUAUCUUUUCAAUCCUAAGUUAGGACCUAUCAGCUACCAAAUUUUCACGGUUUUCUUUUUGAUUGUUGUCCUUUCAAUGAAAUUCUUGAAAUCAAGGAAAAUAGAAAAAAUAUCUAUGUUUAUAUUUGAUUUCAACACUAAAAUGGAAAAUCUCGAUUUCAUCACACUAUUUAUGGCAGGUCCACUUAUAUUCGGAAAAUGUCUGAGCUAUCUCAGUUGCAAAAUCAAACUCUUUCUUUUCAUUAUCACAGUAUGGCCACUCUUUUUGCCAUUGAUGUUUUAUGAAACAGAUGGAAAGUUUUAUGCACUGUGGACAUUUGGCUACACAGUAGGAUUUUCCUUUGUAUUUGAUACUUUCUCUAUUUUAUGCAGCGCAAUGUAUGUAAUCUUCUAUUUGAGUUCGAUUUUCUUUUCAAUAUUUGUACUUUUAUCAAUGAAAAAGAAUGGAUUUUCCAUUUUCUAUCUUGUUGAUAUGAUGUUAAUUUCAAUUUUAAUGAAAAUCGGAUCGAAUUUUGUAUUUAAAUAUAUUGCGGAAAUAGGUUGGAAAUACUUUUGGUAUUUCUCUUUCCCAUAUUUUAUCUUUCCAAUAUUUGAGAUCAUUCUGCUACUCUCUACUUUGAGAGAAAAAGUAAAAUCUGAGUAA
Molecule: messenger RNA, 1884 nt
Organism: Trichomonas vaginalis G3
Lineage: Eukaryota; Parabasalia; Trichomonadida; Trichomonadidae
Product: TMEM62, metallophosphatase domain-containing protein
Exons: 1
Coding region: 1-1884 (627 amino acids)
Molecular function (GO): hydrolase activity
Source: RefSeq, a predicted model, not a curated record